AUGCGCGCAUUGCAAAAGGAGACGGCAGAGAAGGAAGUCAGCAGCAUCCAGGACGAGGUGCGGCAGUUCGAGCAGCAGCUUGCGAACGCGCGCGAGCGGCUGGCCAAUAAGCAGGAGCAACUCAGCAUUGCCAAGUCGCGCGAGCAGGAGCUCAAGGCGCAGGGCGUCGGAGACCCCUCCCAGGGCUUCUUGGAGGCGAUGCAGAAGCGGUACGAGAAGGCAGUCGACGGCAGCGGCGUCUCCCCUGUCGAGUGCCAGCAGCUAUUCGCCCAGCUCGGCAAGGUCAUGGCCAACGCGAAGGAGGACCUGGGAGCAGGGGUGGCGGAGUCAAGCCCGAACCAGAAUACGAUGGACCCAAGCUUACUCAAGAUGAACAGGAUUGGCUCAAGCAAGGUGGAGCGCCUGAAGGGGCCAGCGAUGAGUAAAAUAAGCGGUGGAUCGAAAUCUGCACCAGCCUGGCCGAGCGCUCGGUCAAGCGGCAGAGGCGUUCCUAACACUGCUCACAACCAGAAGAAGUACGACAAGCUCACGGCCUGGACUUUCAACGGUUCGGGCUGGGGCACGAUCGAGGAGAAACUCGGUGAGAAGGUGCAUGGGGCCUCGCAGUGCUACGCAGUGCAGGAGCAUCACCUCGCGGACGACAAGUGGCCUGUGGUGACGCAGGCGAUGAAGGCGCAGGGUUACCGAGUGGGCGGUGCCGCAGCUGCGUCGACUGCGGGGGCAGCAGGCGAGGCGGGCUCGUCAGCUGGAGUAGCAGUGGCGGCACCGAGGCAAAGGCGCGGUGGCGUGGCCAUAGCAUCAAUGUACUUGUGGACGGCAGGGGGCAUGUCAUAUCGGAACAGGGAGUUGGUGUCGCACGUCGCGGGGCAGCUGGAGACCUUGGGGGCGCCGUGGAUCAUAGGGGGGGACUUCCGGGUGAAGCCAGAUAUUCUCGCUGAGGUGGGGUCGCUGAAGAUUGCCAAGGCGUGCGUCAUAGCGCCGAAUGCGGCUUGCGGGGCGCGCGGGCAUGCUCACGGCACCAGCGAGAUCGAUUACUUCAUCGCGCCCGGCUCGGUGAAGGCGCAGGUCGAGGGCGCGCGAGCGCAGGGGGAGUGGCCAUUUGCGCCACACGAACCCGCAUGCAUCACUAUCAAGCUGAAGGUGGUGGAGCGAAGAGCACGGGCAUUGGAGAAGCCGAAGCCCGUGCCAGAGCUGCAGAUCGGCUGUGCGCCAGCGCCGCCGAGCCACCAGCAGGUUGGGCCGUUCGACGCGCAGGGGGAUGCGGACCAGGAGUGGGCCAGGUGCAUGCGCAAGCUAGAGCAGGAGGCUUUCGCAAUCAGCGGCACGGUGCGGGACGAGGAGGGCCCGCGCGCUGGGCGCUCAGAGAUCCCGACGUGGAAGAUCAAGCCCCUCACACUUGGAGGGGGCAACCUUCCAGAGGCAGCUGGGCAAGCGAUAUGGUGGAGGUGGUUGUCCAGGUCCUUGCGAAACUUGAAGGGCGCUCGCGCGAAGCUGCGCGCGACGACGGAGCACUGGGGCAAGCGCGCGGGGGGCCAAGGGGCAGCGCGGAGAGACAAGUUGCAGGAGCUAUGCCAGGAGGCGGCCGCCAGGUCAGAGGAGACGGACCAGCGGCUCGCCAAGGAAAGGGGGGCGAAGCGGGCAGAGAAGCUCGAGGCGGCGGCGGCGGGUUCGGCGGGGGGCCUGCGCGAGCUGAGCAAACCAGCGGCGGUUUGGCGACCGAGGCGCGCAGACUCCAUGGCGGAGUCAGCGGACCCCUUGGAAGCGGCGGAGCUUGCACUGAAGAAGUGGAAGGCAGUGUGGCGCACGGACGAUCCGAUGCAGCAGCAGGGGGCGUCGGACGGGGCGCGCGAGACGCUGCUGGCCAUAUUGCGAGAGGUGGAGAAGACGCUGGCGCGGCGAGUAGACAUGGGAACAGUGCUGUUUUGCAUGGCCCCCAAAACGUUCACCACGGACAGGGCGACAGGGCUGCUGCCAACCACCAUCAGGAUAUGGGGGAUCAUGCGGGAGCCGUACAUGCAGCGCUGGGUGAAGGCAGCGGAGGAUGCAGCCUGGGGCGCAUUGCUCAGCCAUGAGAUGGACGACCCAGACGUGCAAGAUGAGUGCACGGAGGCGGCGAUCACGGCCAUCCUCGACUUGGCCACGGCGCUCGAGCGGGUUAGCCUCUUCGUGCUCCGGGAGGCUGGCAGAAGGCUCAUGGCGUCGGAGCCGGUGUCGAGCGAGGCGAGCACGGUGACGACCAUCAUUGCAGGCAGCAAGCUCUCGGUCAGCUUCCUCAAGAUGGUCAUCCAGUCGACGUCUGGCGGUCUGGUGGUCGAGAGGAGGCAGCAGCAACGCAUAGUGGAGGAGUUCAUGGAGACCUUGCACGCGUGCUUCGAGGGCUUCGACAAGCUGGGCCUCGAGUUCUCGGUAGGAGGACGUGGAGCUAAGAGUCCCACGCUGCAGCUGGCGGCGGCGCAGGAGGAGCCCACCUUCGAGGUCACGGAGGCGCCCAUAGUGCAGUGGGCACGUGCAGUCUGGCACGCAGAGCAGAGGCCCAGUAUCUACACGGACAGCGAGGUGCAACAUCUUGGGCUAAGCUCAGGAGCGGUCAUCAUGUCAUUGAAGAGGGCGGACUGGGCGUGGCCAGCCUGGCGCAGCAUGCGCACGAAGGAGGGGCAUGUCUUGAACCUGAGGGAGGUGUGCCCCAUGGACGUGGCGGCGAUGAUGCGAAGAGAUAUCCAGACCAAGCUUUGUGAAGAAUGGACGAAGGCGCCCGAGUACAGCAGCCUCGAGCCGGCGCCGUGCAUCGCGCCCUCGGCGUCGCAGUUCAAGGCGAAGGGCUUCUCCAAGCACGCGAAGAGCGCUGCGAAGAAGGUGUUCAUCGGUGGCAGCUGGACGAUGAGCAAGCUCUGCGAGAGCGACAUCGCGCCGACUGACAUCUGCUCGGGCUGCGGGAACGCGGUGGGCACACCGCGCCACAGGCUGUGCAAGUGUGAGGCGUUGAGGCAGCAGAGGCUCGAGGCGCAGGCGGACUGGCAGCGCGUGGCGGAGCAGCAGGAUCAGUGCCAAGGGGCAGCGUUUGAGGGUGACGAUGAUACAUUCACGGGCGACAUCGCGUGCGACGGACCCAAGCUGGGCUACGCCGAGCGGGCGCAGACAGGCUGGGCAGCGAUGUCGAUCAACGAAGACGGGAAGCCAAAGGUGCAGUUGUGGGGGCCGCAGCCGUGCACCCUACCAGUCCGGUGGGGGGCGAAGCGUGCGGAGACGCGGGCCUUCCUGAAGGCGCUGGAGAACGCGUUGCCGCCCUUCAGGAUCUACGCGGACCACGCGGGCACCAUCGACGGCCUGAAGACAGGCGAGCGGCGGUGCACGAGCUGGAAGAGGCCGCAUGCAGACUUGCGGCGCAGAAUCUGGCGCAAAGUGAAGGACGCGGACUUAGACGUGAGCACGGUUUUCCAUGUUGAGGCCCACAGGGCCAGGGCCAGGAUAGCGCAGUUACAGGGGGGCGAGCUCAAGAUCGCGAAGGGCAACGGCGAGGUAGACCUGCUUGCGAAGGCAGGGGCUGGGCUGGACGCGAACUUCGGCAAGCAGCAGGCGCUGGGGGAGCUGGGCGCGAGGGCGCGCUGGGCGGCGCAGAACAUCGGAUGGCGGUGCCAGAAGAUGAACGGCGAAUG
Molecule: messenger RNA, 3653 nt
Organism: Prorocentrum cordatum
Lineage: Eukaryota; Dinophyceae; Prorocentrales; Prorocentraceae
Source: the annotation of a GenBank genome assembly